Heteronotia binoei (common prickly gecko) is the source of this 2277-nucleotide messenger RNA. RefSeq names its product sialic acid acetylesterase (gene SIAE). The transcript has 11 exons. NCBI's taxonomy places the organism in Eukaryota, Metazoa, Chordata, Lepidosauria, Squamata, Gekkonidae. Gene Ontology annotation, biological process: carbohydrate metabolic process. The coding region runs from base 586 to 2124 and encodes 512 amino acids. Gene Ontology annotation, molecular function: sialate O-acetylesterase activity. The record is from RefSeq and is a predicted model, not a curated record.
GCCACUCCAGGAGCCCCGUUUUCUCGACUCUACUCGUUACUGGGUCUCGCCUGUUUAUUUUCGAUACGCUUCUUCGCGGUGGUGGAAGAGGCGGCCUAGCCAAGUCCUUAGAUUUGAGCCGGGGGGGCCUUCAGGUGGUUGUUGGCGCCCAUUGGCUUCACUCUCUGACAGGGAGUGGUCGAGAAAACGGCUGGUUUGGGUUGGCCUGUAAUAAAGGGCCGCGGUGACAUCACGGACUAGGCCUCAGGCCAACAUCCCAGCCUUGAGUGGGGGCAGUCAUAUUAUAUAGCGCCGUAGGUGGAUAUUUAAGGCAGUUCCUGGAGAACUUCGCAGAGGAAAAGGCUUUGUGGAGUUGCAUAUUAUCUUGGACAAACAUUUGGAAGACCCAAAUUCAGAUCCCCAUGGAGUGACCUCUGGGCUUGUCACACACUCUCUGCCUAACCUACCUCAUAGGGUUGUUGUGAAAUUAAAAUGGAGGAGAGGGAAAUGAUGUCUUGACCAGUCAUAAGGAAGCUUGUCUAUGUAUGAUGCUGCUUCUUAGUUUCAUUUUACUUCCUGUCCUUGGAUCUUCCUGUUCUCAGAGAGAUGAUGGCGGUUUGUCUGUUGUUUAUGUUCACGUGGGCUUUAAUGGCAGGUGCUGAACUUCGCUUUGCCUCCUAUUUUGCUGACCACAUGGUAUUGCAGAAGGCUCCAGCUUCUGCAGUUUUAUGGGGCUAUGGAGAACCCGGUGCCAAUGUAAAGGUGAUGGUUUGCCAGGACUUCAAUAUUGUUAUGGAAAAAAUGGUGCAGGUGGAAGUCUUUAGGAUCUGGAAGGUAGUCCUGAUUGCCAUGCCACAGGGUGGUCCUUACUCCAUAGAGGUACAUCAGUUCUAUGAAGACGAGGUGUCCAGCAUUAUGCUGCAAGAUGUCUACUUUGGAGACGUCUGGCUUUGCAGUGGGCAAAGUAACAUGGAGAUGACAGUUUCUCAGAUAUUCAAUGCCAGCAAGGAGCUCGCACAGGCUCCGCACUUUCCAUAUAUCCGUGUGUUCACAGCUUCUCUUGCUCAGUCAGAAGAGGAACUGCUGGAUCUUCCCGAUAUCGAUCUGCAGUGGUCUGUGCCCACAGCUGAAAACUUGGGCCAUGGAGAUUUUGGUUACUUCUCUGCUGUGUGCUGGCUGUUUGGACGCUAUCUGUAUGAGACGCUCCGGUAUCCCAUAGGACUGGUAGAGUCCUCCUGGGGUGGGACACCAAUUGAAGCCUGGUCAUCUCGAAGGGCACUGCAUAAAUGUGGACUCUCAAAGGACUAUAGAAGCUUCCCUGCCUUUUUUCUGUUUUCUGGCCCUAAAGAAUUUUCUGUGCUCUGGAAUGCAAUGAUCCACCCUCUUCUCAACAUGACCCUCCAAGGUGUUGUUUGGUACCAAGGUGAAGCAAACACUUUAGUAAACACCGAUCUGUACAACUGCACGUUCCCAGCACUCAUUGAAGACUGGCGAGAAGCUUUCCAUGAAGGGUCAGUUGGGCAAACGGAGCAGGACUUCCCCUUUGGCUUUGUCCAGUUAUCUACAGAUCGUCGAGUAGAAGUUGAUGACAGCUUUCCGCGUAUCCGAUGGCAUCAAACAGCAGACUACGGCUAUGUCCCUAAUAAGAAAAUGCCCAAUACUUUUAUGGCUGUUUCCUUAGACCUUUGUGAUGGCUCAUCUCCCUAUGGCAGUAUCCAUCCCCGUGAUAAACAGAGCGUGGCCUAUAGAUUGCACCUUGGGGCUCUGGCAGUGGCUUAUGGUAAAGACAAUCUGACCUUCCAAGGCCCAUACCCUCAGCAAGUGCAAGUGGAUGUAUCCCUUAAGAUUCUGAAUGUUACCUACAGCCAGAAUAUUCAGCUCCACCACAUGGACAGCAAAGUAUUUGAGGUAUGCUGUUCCAACCCAGCUCUGUGCAAGUGGAAUGCAAUACCUAUUGGAACUGCCUCCUUCCGCACAGUGACUCUACACAACCUCACUUGCCCUGAAACGGUGACUGGCCUGCGGUAUGCAUGGACUGAGUGGCCUUGCGAGUACAAACAGUGCCCCCUUUACAACAUGCAGUCGUUGCCUGCCCCGCCAUUCAUUUCAUUUUCUCACAAUAACCCCAGUUGGGUCGUGUCAUGAAUACGGGUGGGUGGUGUCGGACUGAUGAGCUGUUGUUUUGUUCCCAUCCACUGCUAUAGCAAAAAGGCUAAUUGAGCUGUGCAGAAUCUCUAGACCUACAGGCGUUGGCUAGAAGAAUUAGAGCUUGCUGUAUUACCUGUACCACCUUGUGCU